ACUCUUGUUUUUCUUUUUCUUUUUGGGGGCAGAGAGAGAGAAAAAUAAAAUAAUAAAAAAGAGAGAAAUUAGAAAGGUAGAAGUUUGUAACCCUAACUCUCCAAAUUCCCAUCCGUAGAGUUGGCUGCGAUUAUAAGGAAAUUCAUCCACAGCAUCAAUUCAAUUUACUGUUCGAGGAAACAAAUUGAAGGAUUUUUUCGACGAUUCUAAUUAAUUGAAGGUUUGUUCAGGACUAUCUGUACUAUAUAUUAACAUAUAUUACUCUGCUGUUGGCGUAUCUCGAAACGAUUCUAGAUGAGGCUAUUAACCCACAAUAUGCUAUCUUCAAACAUAAAAGGGGUUGAAAAUGGGUUUCCUUUAAAAAUAGAGGCGGAGAAGGUAGUGGAGAAGGAGGUCGACAUGAAUACCGACUUCCUUAAGAACAUAUUCACCAAGAUUGAGUGGAAGCCCUUUGUUGAAGCUGCUAAGACCUUGGGAUUUUCUGAACUUCCUGAAGAUGUUGACCCUUCUUUACUUGAUUCCCAAGAUUUUCUCACCAAGUUCCAUCAUGCCCUCCUUGAGAUUCACCUCGAAGAAGGCGCCCUUGUUUGUCCGGAAACUGGCCGCAAGUUUCCUGUCAGUAAAGGUAUCCCUAAUAUGCUUCUUCAUGAGGACGAAGUUUAAAGUUUUCAGAAUUUUGAUCUGAUUGUCUGUUAUUUUUCCUUUGCUUCCCCCUCUCAAGUCCAAGAAAAUAGAGGAUGGUUUUUAGAAGAGAUUGAUAAUUAGGAACUUGUUGUGCUGGAUCUAUUGUUAGUUCUUAGAUGAAAUGUCUCAAUGAAGUUGUCGAUUUUACUAUGCUUUUUUUCGACUAUAUAUUAUUUCAAUGCUUUCUGUUUAUUAUGA
Molecule: messenger RNA, 882 nt
Organism: Beta vulgaris subsp. vulgaris (sugar beet)
Lineage: Eukaryota; Viridiplantae; Streptophyta; Magnoliopsida; Caryophyllales; Amaranthaceae
Product: multifunctional methyltransferase subunit TRM112 homolog A
Exons: 2
Coding region: 295-663 (122 amino acids)
Biological process (GO): tRNA methylation; peptidyl-glutamine methylation; rRNA (guanine-N7)-methylation
Molecular function (GO): protein heterodimerization activity
Source: RefSeq, a predicted model, not a curated record